Molecule: messenger RNA, 1393 nt
Organism: Alternaria alternata
Lineage: Eukaryota; Fungi; Ascomycota; Dothideomycetes; Pleosporales; Pleosporaceae
Product: mixed-linked glucanase
Exons: 5
Coding region: 423-1139 (238 amino acids)
Biological process (GO): polysaccharide catabolic process
Molecular function (GO): cellulase activity
Source: RefSeq, a predicted model, not a curated record
AUAUUAAGAUGACCGAGUUAAUCUUCCGAGGCUGAAGUACGUGCGGAGACGAGAAACGCCAAUGCGCGCGACUACAACAGGUAAGCCUAUGCUCUUCUCAUUGGCGAGGUAUAUUGAGAUCUCCGAAACGGUCCUACUUAUGUCAGGUGUCUCUGGUGGCAAGGCUGGCCAUGAGGUGGUUUAUACUAGAGUUGACAGGAUGAUCUGUCGGAAUCUAGGGACGGAUCGCGCUUGACGAAGCACACGUUAUAUGAAGGUCCACUAUGAGUAACCACCACCGUUUAAAGUCGAGUAACGGUGUUGUGAGCAGUUGAAGCACUGCAAUUUUGGGACUACAAAAGGUUUGGUGCUCCACACGAAGAGAUGUAUUUCAGAACAGCAAGAAACAUCUCGAGCAAACGUUCAACCGCCAAUCGCACACCAUGAAGGCCGUUUCAUUCAUCCUCGGCGCACUCGCCUCCGUUGCCUUCGCACAACAGCACACGCUCUGCAAGGAUUACGAAUAUUUCUCCAGCAACGGUUACGAGCUCAACAACAACAUCUGGGGUCGCAGCGCUGCGACCUCAGGUUCGCAGUGUACCUACGUCGACAGCGUGUCCAGCACAGGCGCGAAAUGGCACACGUACUGGCAGUGGACGGGCGGAAAGGACAACGUCAAAUCCUACGUCUACUCUGGACGUCAGAUCACCAAGAAGCCUGUUAGCCAGUACAGCAACUUGGAGACGGAGGCGUACUGGGUUUAUGACACCAACAACAUCCGCUGCAACGUUGCAUACGAUUUGUUCACUGCUGCGAACAUCAACCACGACACCAGCAGUGGUGACUACGAGCUCAUGGUCUGGCUCGCCAGAUACGACGUCUAUCCCAUUGGCACUUCGCAGGGUAUGGUGACAGUUGCUGGUCGCACUUGGGAGCUUUUCUACGGCCCUAACGGUUCCAUGAAAGUCUACAGCUUCGUACCUUCUAGCCCUAUCAACAACUUCAAGGCAAACCUCAAGGACUUCUUCACCUACCUCCAGAACAACAAAGACUUUCCCGCGUCGAGCCAAAAUCUCAUCACUUACCAAUUCGGUACUGAGGCUUUCACCGGUGGACCUGCAACGUUCACUGUGAACCAGUGGUCUGCUAACGCUUGGUAAAUGUUGAAUGUAUUGACAUAACCAACGGUAAGCUGUUCACGACAACGACGAUAGCUUUGGGGCGAGAGACAGUCAGCAGUCUCGAUGUGUGAGGCACUGGCACCUCUUUGAAAGUCCAGUUCUUUCUGUACAUACUUAGGUGCAUUGAUUUUCAAAACGUAUAUAUUCUCAACAAACAUUCCAACAUCGAAGACGAGAUUGUGAAGAGCGAAAGCCCUAGAUCAUAUAAGGAUGAGCUGCUACUUGCACUUACA